Molecule: messenger RNA, 2132 nt
Organism: Podospora pseudocomata
Lineage: Eukaryota; Fungi; Ascomycota; Sordariomycetes; Sordariales; Podosporaceae
Exons: 2
Coding region: 848-1984 (378 amino acids)
Source: RefSeq, a predicted model, not a curated record
GCCGACUUUUCUUUAUUUUCACCCACAACGGACACAAGCUGCGAUCGAAAACUGCUUGUUUCUGAUGUCAGAACAAUCUGUCUCAGGAAGAACUGGGCGGCAAAUUCACUUUUCUGCCCCUUUUCAUAGGGCUGGAUGGCUGCCUCUUUGUGCAACGGUACAUUCUUGCAAAUCUCCAACUCGGAUUCACCAGACCCUGUCUGCCUUAUUGAUACAUUGCUCAGAUUGUGCGGCUCUUUGUACCUGCAGUCAUCUCGCAAUCGAGACCCCGAGUAUUAGACGCGCGGGUGUCUGCUCCAAUUAUGCCGCCAAGCCCAACUCGGAUUACACCGACUCUGCAAGGUCCUGGCGACUGAGAUCAAGUCCGAGACAGGUGAUGCGGAGCAACUUAUCUUUCCACCUUCAAAGGCUGCCCUGUCCAGGGUUGAGAAAGUGACACAGGCAACUAGCAGUCCUUCCUGCUGCUUCACUGGUGCGUUGUCAAGUCGCUGCCGUCGACGUUCGACAAACCCCAACAAGGCAUUAACUUGCUUCAGCCCUGUGUCUCCUCUUCGCCUUCAUCAAUGCUACCUGUCAGACCAACCCCAAUGUCCCGGCAAAUCUGGCAGCGUGACACGACCUUUCGCUUGGUUUCUUGGGGGCCGCCGGUCUCUCAAGGGCCUUGGCGAACGUCUUAUUUGGGCAUAACAAUCUCGCGCUACUACGCGCGCAGACCGACGACGAGCCAACAGCUCUUCAUUAAACCAAUACUAUUGCUGUGUCUGCAGGCCAGGAACAUUCUGGGCCCCUGGCCCCUUGCUGCGCCGCUCCCACGCGGGGCUACAUAGCGGCGUGCAAGCGAACAAGGAUGAAACCAUCAUCAGCCUUGGAGCAGCAUCAGUGCUUUCUCUUAAGAAUAUGGCCCUGUCUCUUGUUGCACCUCCUUGCACUUUUCUCACCGAUCUCCCCAGCAUCUUUCAGCAACUCCAACAUGAGGUUACACACGGCAGUCGCCUGCAUGGGCCUUAUGCAGUUAUCGUGGGCCGCCAAAAAGUGCUACUACCCUAACGGUGUUGAGGCCACGACCGACACGCCAUGUCACCCCGAAGCAGAGGACAGCAUGUGUUGUUUUAAAGGGGGGCUGUAUGGGCGGGCCUGUCUGUCGAACAAGAUGUGCCAGGCUCCGGAUGGGAAGAUUAUCAGGGGGACAUGCACUGAUCGAAACUGGAAUUCGCCAGAGUGCGCCUCUUUUUGCAUGAAUGUCGGCGGCGGGGGAGCAAAUUUGAUAUCAUGCUCCAAUGUCACAGACAAAGACACGUCGUUUUGUUGCGAGAAGACAGAGACGGGGAGGUGCUGCGAUGAUGGAAUAGGGCGAUUCGAGGUUAUGCCGCCGAGGCCGGUCACGUUGGCUCUUUGGGAUUCCAGCGAGGGGGUUUACACGCCUUUGGCUCAGGUUUCGAGUUCGAGUUCCACUUCGACGACAACUAAACCCUCAACGCCGUCCUUCGAACCUAGUCCGACCACAGCGACAAACGCCAGUGGCCCAAAGGAGACUGGAUCGGGCGAUAACGGCUCGCCGGGUGGCUCAACGAGAGAUGGCUCAACAGGGGGCUCAGGCCAAGACCCAGCACCUUCGUCCUCAUCAUCAGGAGGCGGGCUUCCCGUAGCAGCGCAGGUCGGUAUUGGCGUGGGCGCAGCUAGUGUUGUCAUAAUGGUCUCAGUUAUUGCAUGGCUGUUGUGGAAACUCCACAAGACCAAGAGGGCUUUGGUCGAGCCAGUGGCACCUUUUCUCGAUCCGUCACAGCAGCAACCCUCUCCUUAUCUUCAGGAAUGGCACAAGCAGCAGCAGCAGCAACAACAAUACCAGAACGCGACGGAACUGCGAAGUGGGCGGGAUUGGGAUCAGGCACAUCAUGGAGCAGCGACACCUGGGUCAGCGGAACUGGCACAUUACGGCCCGCAGGUGUCUGCUGAGUUGCCGGGGGGGUCGAAUCGAUAUGCUUGAGGCUAAACCGGGGGUAUCAUUUAUUAUCACCUACUUACACGGUUCUUUAACAUUCUUGCACAACCUUACAAUAGACUACCAAAUCUCUUUCACCUCCCACCGCCCUGCCUCUGAGACCAAUAGUCAUGAUGCGACAGCACCACCCACC